GUCCUCAUCAGCCAACUGGUCCUACUUUUCCAAUUUCUAACAUGAGCGGGUUCAAUCGAAGAUUCAAUCCAGCUUGGUAUAAGGAGUAUAAGAAUUGGCUUGAAUACUCGAUUGCAAGAACUGAACACUCAUGUGUUGUUGACAUGAGAUCGCGGUCGCAAUCUCUAGUAUGUCAACUGUAAACUUUGCCCUGACCAUGACAACAUGUUUUCACCAAUUCCUUAUGCUUAAUCAUUCAUCUAAAUAAUUCAAACAUCCAAAGACAAGACAAAGGCAAGGGCUAAGUCAUAUUAAUCAUUCUCAAUGCAAUUCUUAUUUCUACUCAAGUAAUUAUUCAAAAAGAAAAAGGAAAAGAUACACAAACCGAGUUGUUGGAUUGCCUGCCACAAGCGCGUCUUCAAAAGUCUUUUUGCCGGACUUGACUCCUUGAGAUAAAAAGGCGAGAUCUCCCUCCUUCACCGAUGAUUCUUCGUAGAAAUCAUAUUUAUGGUGAAGUCCCAAGUGAAAACUAUGGAUUCUCUCGGAUGCCUCAUCCUGUGCUUGAAAUAGGAAUGAUUCAUCCGAAGGUUGAUGCGCAUGAUUGAAGUAACCAAGCUCUCUUUUACUUGUAUCAUCAUCAGUGAAUGUCUUAUAACAUUCCCUGAAUUCUUCAUCUUCGAGUAUAGGAGCUAUGUUGUUCUUAACAUCCCGACCUCUUUCCUUGGGGUAUCUCUCUUCAAAGAUGAACCUCUUAAGUUUCUUUAUAUGAUCAUUGACUUGAUGAGAAACUUAGAACAACUCUUGAGUAUCCCUUUUGUGAGAAAAUUUUUCCUUACCCGGUCUCUUUAUAAUCUUGAAAGAAUCACACGCACCUUCAACUAUACUAUCAUGGGGGUCAACUUGAGAGACCAUUUUGCUCUCCCGCAGUCCUCAUUAUGUCGACGCCCUCCUCUACCACCACCAUCAUCAUGUGAGUCACUCUCCCCCACUAUCUCUGUCUCCAAACCCAUAUAUGUCUUUUUCGUGUGGUAAGGCUAUCAAUGUACUAGUAAUAUUAUCGAUGGAGUGGUACGUUAUCAGUGUACUAGUAAUGUUAUCGAUGGAGUGGUACUGGUAAUGUUAUCGGUGGAUUGGUAACGUUACAAGUGUUCUGGCAAUGUUAUCAAUGGAUUGGUAACGUUACAAGUGUUCUGGCAAUGUUAUCAAUGGAUUGGUAACGUUACAAGUGUUCUGGCAAUGCUAUCAUAGAGUGGUAACGCUGUGUUUUGAUAUAGUCGUCUCCACGUGCCACUAGGCGCUCAAUUUUAUCGCAACAUAAGGGAUAUGAAUAUCAAGGGGAAGGAUGGUGCAGAUGGUGUUAUCUAGAGUUGAAGAGAGACUUUUUUGAAAAGCUAAAACCCUAGAAAGAUAGUAUAGAGAAAAUGAGUCUUUUGGACAAGAAGUAGAGCUUGAAAAAAAAAAAGAUUUCCAGCAGCUUGGAGUUAUUUUCUGAUGGUUUUCCCUCCCCUAUCCCUUGUUCUUCUUCUCCCCUUAAUGGGGGAAUUUCUCAAGGUACGUAGGGCUUACUCCUCCAAAACCUAGUUUAUGGUUUAGUAUGUAAUGAAUUAUGAUUGUUAAUUUAUGGUUUGAGUUCAAUUAGUGUCUAAUGCUUUAACUCAUGGUUUAUAUUCAUGUAGAUUAUGUUUGCAAGUGUUUUGUCCUGUCAAUGUAAAGACUUAGCUUAGGUUGUGAUGGCCAUUCCCCUAGGUUGAGUGCUCAUUUAAUUGAUGACUCUUGAAAGUUUACAUGACCAUUGAUUCGUUCAAGUGGUGUAAAAAAACUAACCUAACUAACCUGAUUUUGGCUGAUUUGACAUGACAAAAUCGUAUAAAUUAUAGAUUUCAAAGAUUUUAAUGUUUCUAAUUGGGAUUAUAUGGGCUUUAAUGAUUCAAAUAUUUAGUAGUAAAAUCAAGAUCACGACAUCAUGAAAACAUAAAAUUUUAAGAUUAAAAUUAGAAUUUGACUACACUAAGUCCAAUUACCUUUUAAGAAAGUACAUUUUUUUAAGUUAAGCAUGUCACGAACUUAGAUCUACCAAUGUCCGGAUGAUCAUCAUGUCACGCAAGUGCAACUCACAUCAUGUUAAACAAGAUUACAUUUUUAACUCUCACUUGACUAGCUACGCACACGGCCACCUUACUUUCAGAGUGAUGAAGUCUCAUGUAGUUACACACUCCUUCAUAUAAGAGCUUAAGUUCAAGUAUGUUACGAUCACUUUGCUAGCAUGAGGUUACCUAACAUCCCACAGUGAUGAAGGUCAUGUUAUCACGUUUUGGUGGCCAGACGUUUGCGCUAGAAGUGUUGAGCUCGAGUUUCCUCAUUUCCAAGAAAACUAAGCUUAAUAACACACCAUCAUUACAAAAAUAAAAGAUUGAGAUUGUUCUGAUAAAUUAUCGCAAUUUUUCGAAUCAAAUAAAUCUCUGUGGCGUAAGAAAAUAUUUCUCAUUUCUCCCUCAAAUAGAUUUUCCUUUUUGGCGAAGCGAUUUCACCCUUUCUGCUGUUGUCUUGGGAGACCCACCAAAGCACGAAAGCCAGGAUCUCAUGUGCUUUUUAUCUAUGUAUGUAUGUAUUUAAGUAUGCCAAGGUGUUCUUUCUUAAGUACAAAUGAAUCUAGGACGUAUGACUGACCCCAUACACGCACUCAGGACUUCUAGAAUCACAUAAACUUGGCAGGGAAUCAAUAGUUUAUCACAAGGAUUAGUGUCUCUAACAUAAGCAUGUCAGAGAAUCAGUAGUUCAUCGCAAGAAUUAGUGGCUUCAGAAGACUUCGACACUUAGUUAAGUUCAGUAUAUGGUGGGACAUGAAACUUGAUGGUGUUUUAUGAAGGAUAAUGAAUUAUUAUGAUAAGUAUUUCAAGGUUGUUCAUAUUUUCAACAUUCUUUUCAUAUGUAACUUUUCGAGUUUCUUUUCAAGUAUUUACUAUUAAUAUGUUUGAAGAAUAUUUUGGAAAAGGUAGUAUGAGAGCUAAGGUGUUGCAAUAACUAGAAAAAAGGAUCCGAUCUCAUUUGACAAAGCAACCAUGCCAGAAUCUUUAUGAAAUCCACCAAUUGCUUGAUGGCUUGGCUGGACGAAGAAGGGACGGCCUUUGAAGUGGGUAUGGCCGUGGCUGACUCUGACUGAGAGGCGAGAGAUCUUUACUAAGGCUAGGAUCUUUUUCCUGAAAGGCCAAAGUGGGGGGUGACGUGGCCGUUUCUCUAUCUCUACCAAACUAUCCAUUACCAGAAAAGUCCAACAAAAGCCCAAAGCCCUUCCCUUCCCUUCCCUUCCCUUUCCCCUCAUUUUCUCUCUCCCUCCGUCUGCACUUUUUCUCGCUUUUUCUUUCCUCUUUCGUCUUCACCCCUGCCACGUCUGCUCCUCUUCUUCCUCCUCUAUCCUACGCCUCUCCCCACCUUCCCCUCACCCUUUGCUGGCGCAUUUUAGAUGCGACCCAAUACAGGAGAAACCAGAACUGGAAGGAGAGCUAGUUGGACGGAAUGGAUCGAUGGAUACAUGUGUAUAUGAUAGGUAUCUGAAGAAUCUUCACGGUCUUUUGAUGGACCUGCUACCUUGCGCCUUACUCCUCCAGUCCCCGGGGGCGAUCCCUAGCUUUUUUCCUUUCUUCAUUUGUUCGACUUGCUUAAUCUAUUUGUAGCUCCUCUUUCUUCGUCGUCGCUAGGUCGUAGUCGUAUCUUGCUUUACAUAUGAAUCCUGGCCAGAGGGUUUCUCGGACUGAGUUUGAAGGGGAGCGCUUUCCCAUGGAAUUUCUCUAGUAUUCCCCCCCGUCUUUUUUGCUGCCUUGGUUGUUUUUGGGUGGGCUGAAUUGGAGGGAGGUUUUGAAUAAAGGUUGGGCUGCCAUGGAAGAGGGGAACGAGGAGUUGGCCAACAUGGAUUGUGGUGGUGCUACUGCUGCUGGUACCAGUGCGGAUGGAGGGGAUGGUUUCAUUGACAGAAGUAAAGUCAGGAUCCUGCUCUGUGAUAAUGACCUCUCCAGCUCCGAGGAGGUUUACACUCUUCUUUUGAAGUGUUCUUAUCAGGGUAUAAUUUGCAUUUUCAUUUCAAUUCUUGGUAUUAGAGUUCUUGUUACAAUUGUUUUAGAGCCUAUUUUUCAUUGCUUAUUCAGAAUCUUUGAUUGGAAUUAGCUUGCUUUAGGGCCUACCUUAGAAAACUUGCUUCAACGGUGUGCCUGUGCAGUCAGAAUUGAGUCAACUGAAGAAGGAUUGCCUAUUUUGUUCUCUCAUUGGGCAUAUUGGUUAAGAGUUAAUAAUGUCUUCUUUUCUCCUCUUGAUUGUUGUAAUGACCUACUGAAGCAGAAUACGAAUGAAUGCUUUCCAAACCGACCAACUCCUACUUUUUUAUGCAUAAGACCGUGAGUCGGCCCGAGGAUCCUCGGUUUAGUUGUCAUAGGCUUCACUCUAACCCUAUGCAACCUUUUGCCCGGUUCUCUGGCUUCUAAACUGAAAUAAAUGGAAGUUCACUUGUCCAACUGUCUUUUGUUUUCUUGUCUAUACACGCUAGUAUAUGGUUUGUCAAUAGACCAAAUGCAUAUGGAAGUACAUUAUUUAGGGCCUUAGUGUUUUCUCCCGGCUCCGCUUAUAAUUAUUAUGAUUAUGGAUCCAUUUCAGAUGUCUAUUCUUCUUCAAGGGAAAUUCCUGAAAUAGCGUUUUUGUUGUUCUUUUCUCUUCAGUUACAUCAGUCAAAUCUGCUAGGCAGGUGAUUGAUGCCCUGAACGCCGAGGGGCCAGAUAUUGAUAUCAUUCUUGCGGAGGUUAAUCUUCCAAUGAAGAAAGGCAUGAAGAUGUUGAAGUAUAUAACUCGCCAUAAGGAUUUGCGGCGCAUUCCAGUGAUCAGUAAGCAAUUUUAAGAUCAGUAUUGAAACUAUAAUCUUUCUGAACCGUAGGAUGGAAUUUGCUGAAAUUAUAUCCAUUUUGAUCAGUGAUGUCAGCUCAUGAUGAGGUUUCGACUGUUGUCAAGUGCUUGAGAUUUGGAGCAGCUGAUUACCUUGUUAAGCCUUUACGCUCCAAUGAGUUAUUAACUCUAUGGACGCAUAUGUGGCGGAGAAGAAGGAUGGUUUGUCUAUGCUUUCGCCUACAUGCUUACAUCAAUUCACAUCCUAUCUCUCCUGUUUGUGCGAUCUUAUGCUUGAUAUGUUCAUUUUAGGUGAAAGCAUUUAUUUCCAAUCUGAAUGGGUGUUGUUGGCAGGCGCUCAUUAGAUGGGGAAAAUAUAUAUUUGUCAAUAAGAUGAAUGAAUUAGGAUGACUUCGUUUCAUCAAUGGAUUUAUUUAAUGUGUAUGAAAGGCUGCAUCCUUCACCUGGUCGGCCAUUGUUCAUUCUAUAUUUUGCUGUUUCAAUUCCCAUUGGCUAGGCCAUUUAUUCCCCCCUGACAUACAUUUAGCCUCUUCUAGAACCCAGAUGUGCAUUGUUAUUUUGGCACUUACUCCGUUCUUUUUGGCUGGCAGCUUGGAUUGACGGAGAAGAACAUUGUGAACUAUGAAUUGGACCUAAUUGCAUCAGACCCGAGUGAUGCUAAUACAAAUAGUACCACUCUGUUCUCUGAUGAUACAGAUGACAAGUCACGGAAGAGCAACAACCCUGAGACUGUGGCAUCAAUUCAUCCAGAUGAUGAAGUGAGUGUCAUGCAACAUAGUUUCUCUGGCACUUGGACUCGUGCUCUAGAAAGUAGUCAUUUUUUGACUUGGUAAUCUGAGGCCAAUUUAACUUCUAUGUGCUUCAGACAACAAAUACCUCGGAUAUAUGACCACAACUUUAAGUCUAGUAUAUGUUUGAAGCUUUUGAGGAAAUUGGUAGUUGGAAGUUGUAAGCUCGUGAUUGAUGUGAUCAUAUUUAAGCAUUGGCAGAUUUCUCUCGACACGUGAUAGUAGUGACUUAACUACAAGAUCAAAUGAAAUAACUUCUUAAGAUGCAUUGAUUAUCUAGCCUGUGGAAAAUACUCGUGCUUUAGAUAUCUGUUGGGAUUUCAGAAUAUGCCUCCUCUUUAUAACAUGCAUGUUGUUAUGGAUCAUUACCAUCCAAGAUCAUUCCUGAUUAGAUGAAUAAUUCUUGAAAUCACAUUUGAUGCACCAUUUUGCUGUUUUUCACUGAUUCAGAAACUUUGUAAUUAAGUUGUUUUCCGUUAUUACUGAAAGCCUUACUUGUGGUUCAUAAUGCCAUCUACUGAAUCUUGUUACAAAUGUUAUGAUUGGAAACAAUAAUAUCAUACUUGAUGUUUUAGUCUGUUGUGGCUGCUGCUGCUGAUGCCGCUGCCGCUGCUGAUGCUUUUACCAUCACCGAACCUCUGCAUGGAAAUCCCCGAGAAUAUCUGCCUGCUGUCCCAGGAAUCACUGACCGCCGUCGUGCUGGUGAGUUAACUGAUGAUAUUUGCUGCUGAUGUGCCCUGAGUUGACUCAAUGUGAACACAAAUCUUUGAAUGGGAGUAUUAGCUGGAAUUAGAGACUUGCAAAAUUGGUGUAGGAGGUCAUUGAAGAAAUUUCCUUGGGUCUUUGUCUUUUCUAGUAUCCUUUUCUUAAGUGGUGUGUGACACUCUUUAGAGGUUUUCCUGCUUGAAUGUGGGUCUUGAUUUGUUUGAAUAUGUGCCAAAUGGAGACAGAUUAUAUAUUGUCCUUGUGUCAAUGGCAUUGUUAUUUUUUCUGCAUUCAGAAAUCAAUUGGGGCUCUUAUUUUCUUGUCUUUCUGGUUUCAGGAAACUUCUCAGCUGGCCCAAAGAAGAGCGAACUGAAGAUUGGGGAAUCUUCUGCCUUCUUCACAUAUGUCAAAUCAAGCCCAGUGAAAAGCAAUGCCCAAGAUGUUGUUGCUCAAAUUGAGGAGAGUAGGCCGAGGAUGGAAGAGAGAGUUGAUCAAAGCUAUGACCAGCAGCAGGCAUUUACCAACACUCAAUUACAGGAAAACGGGGAGGCUUGGGAAAGUUAUUCACAAGGAGAUGACUUCCGAAGCAGUGCUAGUGUCCCGGAUUCUCUUUCUCUAGACAGAUCUUGCACCCCUCCUGGAUCGAGGGACUAUCCCGAGUUGAAUUUCAAGGAAGAAAAUCUACAGCACAUGCUUCUUGGCAACCAUCAGAGAAAUGAAUCUCGACCUCAAGCUACAGGUAUACAAACACAAAAUUUCUAUUCGUAUUACAUGCAAGGGGUAAUGAAUCAAGUUAUGAUGCCAUCAUCAUCGUCGCAUCUACACGAGAAGAAUAUGCUUGAACUACUACAGAGUCAGGCUCAGUACAACAAUCAUCUUCUACAGCAUAAUACGAGCACCCAUGUACCUGGCCAGCCACCACCACCAUUUCCCUAUUACCCAGUUAGCAUAUGCUUACAACAACCUGGUCAAAUCCCUAGUAGUACCAAUAAUUCAUGGCAGCCAUCAUUUGGAGGUGGAGGCUCAUCCUUGGCAGAAUCCAGCAAAACAAACCAAGUAGAUAGAAGAGAGGCAGCACUGAUCAAGUUCCGGCAGAAGAAGAAAGAACGUUGCUUUGCUAAGAAGAUACGGUAUGUUAACCGGAAAAAGCUUGCUGAAAGGAGGCCUCGUGUGCGUGGACAGUUUGUUAGGAAGUUAAAUGGUGUGAAUGUGGAUCUCAAUGGGCAUCCAGCUGGUACUGAUUAUGAAGACGAAGAAGAGGAUAACGAUGAACUUGCAUCAAGAGGCUGUACCCCUGAGGAUGAGGCAUCUUGAUGUUAAUGUCUAGAUGCUUGCUUUAUGUGUUUGUGCUUGUUUAUGUCUUCCUGAUAAGAUCUCUUGGAGUUAUUGCGCCUUUGUGUAGGCUGCAUCUGAGGUCUCAUAUAAGCGGUGCGAGGCUGGAACUCGAAGGGUAGUUCAAAUUACUGAGUGUUUUGGAUCACGAAUUGCUCCUUGAGUGGCAUUGCUCUUCUGGCGAAGGAGCACUCUUUUUGUCGGGUGGACGAUGAUGCAUCUUCGCAAGUCCUGUGAUGGAGCUUUUUCUAAAGGAUGUUGUAAUAUUCUCAAUUAUGGAGGAGCUGUUAUGGCUCCUUCGUGGAGGAAUGUUGGUAGGUAGCAUCGUAAUUUUGGUGAAGUUAAUCGUGUAUGUAGUAUUAUUUGCUUGCCUCUGUAACCGGCAAGUUGCCCAUCAGCUGGUGGUUGGCUUGCUUGAAUUGGAAGUGUCGCUCAAAUUCUCAAAGUUUUAUAUGUUGGGUUAUUGUUUUAGCACAUUAAUGGAGUGGUUCUGUUGAAUACAAAUUAGGAGUUUAUCAUAAAAUAUAAUAACUACAUAACAAAAUUCAACUUUAAAUGAAAUUAAAAGUCAAUAACAUAGGACUCAAAUCGUACAGCUACACAAGAAAAGCUCGACGCAUAUAAUUUAUAAACAACACAGAUAUCUUGUUAAUAUAUGUCACCAACACAUUGUUCCGCCACUCAUUCCUCAUCUGGUUUCGAAGAUCAUUCUUGAUAUAUUUCAUAAAUGAAAAUGAUAUCUCUACACAUGUAAUCAAUGUUCAAGAACGUGCUAGGCGCUACACAGGGGUUGAGGUCUUACCUCACCUAGGACGUAGGGGUUUUUUGUGAUCACUUGCAUCAAUUAGGGAAGAACUAUGAAGCUUUAAAGGUCGUUUGGAUUAGAGAUUUUAAUAACGAGGGAUUCGAAUCAAAAUCUCUAGUUUAAAAUAACAGAGAAUUUGUGUGCAGCGUUUAGCUAAAAUAACUCGUUUGGAUUGUGACGCAGAAUUUUAAUGUUAAGUUCAAAAUUACAUUAGCGUCCUCCUCUUAUACCCUUUCUUCGAUCAAAGAAAGAACUGACGGCAGAUGCGGAAGAACAAUGAAAAUCAACGAAUAACAAAGUGCCCUACCCAGAACCCUGCUUCUUCCACUUUGUUCUUGAUAAGCUUUUAUCCCCUUCAUUCUUCAUCUGGCAAAAUCAAGCCGCAACAAGCCACUGAUGUAAACGGAUCUGGAACUACUCCGUCACUCUCAUCUUCUUCCUCUCGAUAUCUUCCUCCUAAGCCCUGAAAUUGGGGGUCGCCGAUAACUUGGCGACAAACCGGGAUCUUAGGGUUCGCCGAUGAGUGUGGGAGGAAUCUUGCAGAUGCUGGCGACGGAUGUGGAGAGGAGAGAAGAAGAAGUGGAAGAGAUGAGGAUAGCAUCUGCAACCCAUAAUCCUACAAGCCAAAUCGACAAAACAAGAAACCAGAUCUCCAAAAUUGAUUUAUCCCAAUUUAUGCCCUUCUCUCUUCCAUCCAUCCGUGAUUGAUUCCACCACUAGUCACCACCACCAUCGUCUCCUUCACUUUGUUCUGUUUGAUGGUAUAGCUAAUAGAGAAUUAAACGAUUUAGUAGCGGUGGAGCAGAGAAGAAGUGGAAGCAGGCGCCGCCGUCGCCGCUCCAAGCAUCUAAAAAAUCCAUACCCACCUAGGACGUAGGGGUUUUUGGUGAUCACUUGCAUCAAUUAGGGAAGAACUAUGAAGCUUUAGAGGUCGUUUGGAUUAGAGAUUUUAAUAACGAGGGAUUUGAAUCAAAAUCUCUAGUUUAAAAUAACAGAGAAUUUGUGUGCAGCAUUUAGCUAAAAUAACUCGUUUGGAUUGUGACGCAGAAAUUUAAUGUUAAGUUCAAAAUUACAUUAGUGUCCUCCUCUUAUACCCUUUCUUCGAUCAAAGAAAGAACUGACGGCAGAUGCGGAAGAACAAUGAAAAUCAACGAAUAACAAAGUG
Molecule: messenger RNA, 9658 nt
Organism: Linum trigynum
Lineage: Eukaryota; Viridiplantae; Streptophyta; Magnoliopsida; Malpighiales; Linaceae
Source: the annotation of a GenBank genome assembly